This is a messenger RNA of Tarenaya hassleriana, 1358 nucleotides long. RefSeq names its product mitochondrial uncoupling protein 2-like. Gene Ontology annotation, molecular function: oxidative phosphorylation uncoupler activity. The record is from RefSeq and is a predicted model, not a curated record. NCBI's taxonomy places the organism in Eukaryota, Viridiplantae, Streptophyta, Magnoliopsida, Brassicales, Cleomaceae. The transcript is spliced from 9 exons. Bases 258 to 1175 code for a protein of 305 amino acids. Gene Ontology annotation, cellular component: mitochondrial membrane. Gene Ontology annotation, biological process: mitochondrial transmembrane transport; mitochondrial transport.
GUACUUGCGGGAAUGGCGACGAUGAAUCGCCGCAGCUCAGUACCUCACUACCUCGUCCUCCUGAAGUGGUUACGCCAUUGGCGUCGCUUUCCUUCAUAACUACUCUAUUUUCCGAGGACCCAUUUGAUUUAAUCGUGUUAAUCACACGUUUAAAUCGGUGUGUGUGUGUGUGUUUUAUACUGUUCAUUGCCCAAUUGCUGCUUUCCAGAUUUCGAUUAGCUUUUCGAUCGUCACAGCUGUCGCCAUCUGGAGCAACAAUGGCGGAUCUUAAACCCAGGACCGAGAUUUCUUUCCUGGAGACAUUCAUCUGCAGCGCUUUCGCCGCUUGUUUUGCAGAGCUAUGUACCGUGCCUUUGGACACUGUCAAGGUAAGACUUCAGCUGCAAAGAAAAAUCUCCACAGGAGAUGGCACCAUUUUGGCAAAGUACAGGGGUUCAUAUGGAACUCUGACCACCAUAGUGAGGGAAGAGGGUUUUCCUGCACUCUGGAGAGGUAUGAUCGCAGGAUUGCAUCGCCAAUGUAUUUACGGUGGCUUAAGGAUCGGAUUAUAUGAGCCCGUCAAGAUGUUUCUGGUUGGAAGUGAUUUUGUCGGGGACAUUCCAUUGUAUCAAAAGAUUCUAGCAGCUUUGUUUACGGGGGCUGUUGCAAUCAUAGUAGCUAACCCAACUGAUCUUGUCAAAGUUCGCCUUCAAGCUGAGGGGAAACUGACGGCUGGGAUGCCUAGGCGUUAUGCUGGGGCUGUGGAUGCUUAUCUCACUAUAGUGAGGCAGGAAGGAAUCCGUGCAUUAUGGACCGGGCUUGGCCCCAAUAUAGCUCGCAACGCUAUUAUAAAUGCUGCCGAGCUAGCGAGUUAUGACCAAAUAAAACAGACAAUUUUGAAAAUCCCGGGCUUUACCGACAGCAUUCAAACUCAUUUACUAGCUGGUGUGGCUGCAGGCUUUUUUGCUGUCUGUAUCGGUUCUCCCAUUGAUGUUGUGAAAUCUAGAAUGAUGGGGGAUCCUACCUACAGAAACACCGGUGAUUGUUUCGUCAAGACUUUGAAGAACGAGGGAUUUUCGGCAUUCUACAAAGGGUUUCUACCGAAUUUCACGAGACUUGGGACGUGGAUAGUUGUCAUGUUCCUCACUCUGGAACAGGUGAAAAGGGUGUUUACAAGCAAUGUAUUCUACGACUGAUUGAUUACUGCUCUCAUGUAUUUGUUUGAUGCUACCUCAUAACCUUACUUUUUUUUUUUGGCGCUAAUUAUGAAAACGAAGAAUUCAUUCGGGCGAUCCUAAAUAAACUUGGGAUUAAACAAUGUUGAUUUUGUAUGAAAAAGCAUAUACGUCAUACCCCUAUGAGUUAGGAUUCUUGAGUUA